Messenger RNA from Mytilus trossulus (common blue mussel), 2171 nucleotides. RefSeq names its product serine/threonine-protein kinase 33-like. Gene Ontology annotation, biological process: protein phosphorylation. The record is from RefSeq and is a predicted model, not a curated record. Bases 253 to 1542 code for a protein of 429 amino acids. Gene Ontology annotation, molecular function: ATP binding; protein kinase activity. The transcript is spliced from 12 exons. Lineage: Eukaryota; Metazoa; Mollusca; Bivalvia; Mytilida; Mytilidae.
AUCCGGUUGCGUAGAAGAAAUGCGCACAUUCUUAGAAGCAAAACAGCGCCUAUGGCGACCCGAAUUUCAAAGUGGCACCGCUAAAUAAGUUACAAUUCUAUAAAUGUUUAGUGAGCCCAUCAUGAUUUUAUGCUCUAGCAUUUCAGGAUUAAUUUCAAGACAUUAAUUUUAAUUAGAAGAGGUGAUCCAAACGUUCAGUUAGGCUUCUAACAGUCUCAUGCGAAUUUAGAAUUUCAGAUAAGAUCCAUUAAGAUGGCAAACAAGAUGCCUCGGAAGGGCAGUGCAGAAAAUUCCAGUAUUCCACAUACCAGAAUAGACGAAGAAUCAUGGAUAAAUAAAUAUUAUGAAGUAGGUGAAAAGAUCGGCCAAGGAAUGUUCGGAAAAGUUUUCAAAGUGACACACAAGGAAACAGAUGAAUAUUGGGCCAUGAAAGUCGUUAAUAAAGAAAAGGCGGGUGGAUCUGCAAUCAAAUUACUAGAGCGUGAAGUGGCUAUACUGAAAAUGGUCGACCAGGACAAUAUCAUCAAACUGAAUGAAGUUUUUGAAACCGGUAAAAAAAUGUUUUUAGUAAUGGAAUUAUGUGAAGGGGGAGAACUAGCUGAUGUCUUACGAGAAAAAGAGAAAUUUUCAGAAUCAGAUACAAAAGUUAUAAUGAAAAAAAUGUUUGAUGCAAUUUCAUAUUUACACAAAAAAGAUAUAGUUCAUAGAGAUUUAAAAUUAGAAAAUAUUCUUCUUAGUCAAAACCCGAAGGAUCCUGCAGAUAAACUUCACAUAAAGGUUACAGAUUUUGGUUUGUCAGUAGUGAAAGGUGGAGUUGGUCAUGAUAAUAUGAUGCAAGAUUUUUGUGGAACUCCUAUUUAUAUGUCUCCAGAAAUAAUAGACAAUAAGGCUUACAGUCAACAGUGUGAUGUUUGGGCCAUGGGUGUCAUCAUGUAUUCAUUAUUAUGUGGUUCACCUCCAUUCAAGGCAAACACUGAAGAAGAAUUGUAUGAAAUUAUUAAAAAGGGAGAAAUUGAUUAUACAACAAAUCCAGUAUGGAAUACAAUAUCAGAAGAUGCAAAGAAAUGCAUAGAAUUGAUGUUAAGGACAGACCCAGCCCAUAGGUCAUCAGCCAGUGAAGUCCUACAUCAUGCAUGGAUAACUGGUAUACAAAGAGAAAGUAGAAAUGUUUUAGAUUUGAUGAAGCAAUUCAGAUUAGAAGAGGAGGGACAAAAAAGUGCAAUAAAUGGGGAGGUUGAAAAUGGUGAAGAUCCAAAUUCUCUUUCAGAGGAACCAACUCCAGAAACAUCGGAAAGAGAAUCAAGGAAAAAUUCAGCUGAGGGAAAAAAGCCUGGUUCUGGUGGUAAAUCAGGGAGUUCGCAGAAUUCAACUAAAAGUUCCACUGCUGAAAAAUCACAAAGACUAAGUACGCCUGGUCAACGAACUGUUUCUAAAUCACCAGCUCCCAAAGCAAAUAAUUUAAAAACUCUUAAUAACAAUACCAGACCAACAACGAAUCUUCUUUCUACUGGUAAAUCUACAGCGGCAAAGAAAAAGACAUGACGUAAGGAUUGUUAAAUAUGUGACAAGGUAUCAAAAGAUGGCCAGAACAUCGGCAGACACUGCACACACUACUAGUAUUGGCAUCUAGUUGUGAUUCUAUGUUAUAUAACAACUAUUUUAAACAAUAGAAAAACAGAAUGGAAGUGGAAGGCAGGCAUAUGGAGUUAUAUAUGAUGUUCAUAUUAAUUGUCAAAUAUUAAAGGUUUGAAAUUUGAUGAGAAUAUACUAUGAAGUGAACAAAAUUGUUUAUGUUUCUUCUAUUCUGCACUGAUUUAUACUUUUUCUGACCAAUUGAUUGGGUUUGUUUUUCUAUAAACCAAGUGUUGCUUCAUUGUUCUAGCAUUUUAGUAAUUGAAUUUAAAUUAUGACAUCAAAUUUAUUUGCAGUUUUCAGAUUUUGCCAUUCUGUUUGUAUGAAAAAUAUGUUUAUUAUGUCUGAGUAUAUCAAAUAAAAAAAAACACAUUUUAAGCAUCUUCUUGAAAAACACUGACCAACCUUCAAUGGUUAAAUUUUAAACAUUUGAAAUAAUGAGCUUCAAUUUUUAAAUGUCUAUAUAUGAAUCAACAAAAAAGAUAUCAUCCUUAUAGAAAAUGCUUUGUUUGUUUUUGUUUCUUUAAACUAUAUAUCAA